This is a messenger RNA of Triticum turgidum subsp. durum (durum wheat), 411 nucleotides long. NCBI's taxonomy places the organism in Eukaryota, Viridiplantae, Streptophyta, Magnoliopsida, Poales, Poaceae. The record is from the annotation of a GenBank genome assembly.
AUGCUGGACAAGCUGUGGGACGACGUGGUGGCCGGGCCUCGCCCGGAGACGGGCCUCGACAAGCUCCGCCGGGCCGCCGCCACCCAACCCCUCGCCAUCAACACAGGUGCAGCUGCAGGGGAGGCGAUUAAGCAGUCGCCGUCGAUGCCGACGACCCCGACCACGCCGGUGACGCCGUCGUCGUCCACGCCGCCGCGCGGCGGCAGCGUGUGGCGGAGCGUUUUCCACCCCGGGAGCAACCUGGCCACCAAGAGCCUCGGCGCCAACCUCUUCGACCGCCCGCAGCCCAACUCCCCCACCGUCUACGACUGGCUUUACAGCGACGAGACGAGGACAAGGAGCAACCACCGCUGCAUGCUAGCGAGUGAUGGGUGUAUGUGUGUGCUCUGUGUAAGCUCCAUGCGUGUGUAA